AUGCUUUCCGUCUCUUGUCCACCGUACCGACUGGAUGCGGGAACUGACGGGGACACUAUCCUCCCUAAUCGUAUACACAUUCAGCAGUCCCAAUCCCUGGAGAGCCGGAUCUGCGAGAGGUUCGUCUCGAGCAAAUACGGAAAUGAAAGGGAACAAGUUUACGUUCCCGAAGGUCAGCUCGACGAGCUGAUCACCGAGGCAACCAUCGUGGAACAGUUGCCGGACGACUACCCGGAAAAGGGAGAACUCGUCACCUUCAUUCUUCUGCGGGCGAAGAAGACUUUUGCAAUCACGCUCUUAACCGGACUCAGGGGCUAUGAGUUAUGUCAGGCCAUCACACGGUUCUGGCUCUACGGUAUUACCGACCAAAACCUGCCAGUUCGUGAUCUGGGUUCGAACCCUGCCUUUGCCAACCCUCCCUGGUCGAUGUGGAAGUUACAGCAAUUCGGUGAAACCCAGUGGGGGUUCCUAGUUCCCAUCUUUACGGCGAACAAGCUGGUCUACAGCCUCGAGCGAGAACGAAUUCUGCCGUUCGUGGGCGUGGAUAGCAGCAUCAGAGACGGCAGCUUUGGACGAGUCUAUCAGGUCAAGGUGCAUAAGGCUCAUCAGAGGAAUCCCGCUUUCAUGGCACGAGGGGAGGGAACGCCCAUCGCCGUCAAAGAAGUCUCUGCCCGGAGCUUAAGUCGUGCUGGCCACUUGACGCCGGGCGACGCCCCACAAGACUGGGAGGCGGAGGCGGCGGCGCUGGCCAAGCUUAGCAAUAUCAGACACGAGAAUCUGAUACAGUGUAUCGCGAUAAUUUCCAGGGAGGAUAAAUACUUGUUCCUUUUUCCCUGGGCUGACGGAGGGAACCUUCGAGAUUGGUGGGGGCGGCUGCCUGAUCCUAAGCUGACCCCUGAGUUUGUCAAAGAAGUGCUGGUGCAGCUCCAUGGACUAGCAGACGCCCUUCAUACACUGCACAGUUACAAGAGCAACGCGGCAAUCUUUAUGCAAGGGGGAAGGCCCGGGAACGACGACGUUUUCACUAUCGAGGGAGGGGGUAUCCGGCAUGGGGAUCUAAAGCCCGAGAACAUUUUGAGGUUCGCAACCGGAGACAAUGAUAUUGGCGUUCUCAAGAUCGGGGAUAUGGGGCUCGCUAAGCACCACGGCGUGAACACCAGACUCCGCAACAACGUUACAAGCACAAAGUACCGGACUGCCCGAUACGAACCACCAGAGGUUGCAGUAUCCCCGCUGUCAAGUCCGGCCACGUCGCGCCUUUACGACGUAUGGUCUAUGGGAUGCAUCAUUCUUGAAUGCUUGAUCUGGCUUGUAUGGGGGAACAAAGAGCUGGCUGCCUUCAACUACACAAUCCAAGGAAGCGGGUCACUGGGCAUGGAACACCCAUAUUAUGUGAUCAAGCGAGAGUCCGGGAAGGAAACCACGGCCGAAGUACACCCGAUGGUCACCCGAUACAUUGAGGCGUUGGCAGCGGAUUCGGCUUGUGGUGCGGAUACGGCACUUGGAGACUUGCUUGACAUUAUCCGGACAAAAUUACUUGUGGUUCCGCUUCCACCGAGUGGCGCCGCAUUACCGGACAAAUUAACCAGCUUCGCCCCGGCAAGCCAGGCAGAGACGAAUCGAGGCUGCUACAGGGCCUCGGCGAGAUCUUUGGCCGAAUCACUUGCUUAUAUACUUGACAAAGGCAAAGCUAACGAUGGCUACUGGCUAACAGCACCACGUCGAACUAGGACCCCGAACUUUUUUCGAUCCCGCCCCAUGUACCCAGGCUCGACAUCUGCCGUGCCCGUAAAUCCAGGCGACGGCGUGUUGUUGGCAGACUCGCCGCCAACUGCAGCGAUUCCAAUGAGAGAAACCUAUUUCGACCUCAACAAGACUCAUCCUCUUGACAUCACGCUCUGGGAGCAUCACAUCGACAACCACUUUGCUAUGAAAUUGCUCCGCAGUCUUAAAGGUUCUGCAAGCCUCAAGCCGCCAAUCUUCCCUGAAGCAGGGCAACCAGAUCGACUCUGUGAACGUUGUAUGAAUCUGGACUUGGGAGCCCCGGCUUUUUACUGGCUCGACAAGUUGGCAGACUUGAGAGAAUCCGCCAAGUUGUGUCGCUUCUGUAGGAUGAGGUGGGACGCCAGUGGCCAUCUCAUUCCCGAGACAGACAUUGUUCGGUUUGACAGAGUCGGGUCGGUGGUUAAGAUGAACGAGAAUGAUCCUCCGGUAUUUAGUUUAUGUCGAAGCGAAAGUACCUUGGACUCAGACAGCUCCAUGUCGGUCCCGAUCGGCCUGCCUGUGCUUCCGGGAGCAGGCAGUGCUACUCACUUUGAUCUCAUCCGUCUCUGGCUCGAGGACUGUGAUUCGGAGCAUUUUGUGUAUAGAUGCACCGGCCAGCCGACGGGACAUGCUGUCCCGCAGGCCGCCGGUGCAGGGGGCAGCGCAUAUGAUAGUAGUAACCUCGAACUGGCAAUACUCUCGGAGAUGCGUUUCCGCAGACGACCCUCGCUCCCAACCAGACUCAUUAACGUCGGACCCAGCGGCUCCCCUUCCGUGCGACUCUAUGAGACGCAGUCGAGCGACAGACCCGAGGACUUCCGGUACAUUGCCUUGUCGCAUCGUUGGGGAACUCCGUCUCCUGAAAAGCCCUUUUUUGGCACUACGGUGCACAACAAGGAGGCUCACAUGUCCGGGAUGGAGAUAAACAGGCUCCCAGACACGUUCAGGGAUGCAGUCGUGGCUACCCGUGCCCUGGGGCUGCGGUAUCUGUGGAUAGACUCGAUUUGCAUCAUCCAAGGCGAAAACGGCGACUUCCGGCGCGAAUGCAAGCGAAUGGAGGACGUCUUCAGCGACGCAUACUGCGUUGUUGCGGCGACCUGCGCGGCUGGGCCGUGGGAUGGCUUCCUUAAAACGGACCGACCCCAAAGGGAGUACUUGACCCUCCUGCGAGAGCCCGGCUCGUCACCGAUUUACGUGUGCCGCUACCUGGAUGACUUCUACCGGGAGGUCCUUCAGGCCGACAUGAAUAGGAGGGGCUGGGUUCUGCAGGAACGAGCUCUGGCUCGGCGGACCAUCUACUUCACCCGGCUGCAGACCUUCUUUGAGUGCGGCGCUGGUGUCCGCUGUGAGACACUCACUAGGAUGAGCAACAAACUCGCCGCCUUCCUCGGAGAUCCCAACUUUCCGGAAAUCGCAGUGUUUUCCCAUGGCUCCAGGAGAGAGACUUCCCGCGCGGAGAGGAUCCUCUACUUCCAGGAUCUAUACAUGACGUACUCCCGCCUCCAGUUCACCCACUGGGAAGACCGGGCCGUUGCAAUGGCGGGCCUGGAGCAGCGCCUUAGCCGGGGCUUUAACUGUCGUGGAAAGUUCGGCAUCCUAGCUGACUCCCAAGGAAGUCUCCUACACCGAAGCCUGCUCUGGCAUCGCGGUGUGGAUGAGCGGUCUCUUGAAAGGAUCCAUUUCCCUCCCGACCGGCAGAAGGCGCCCAGCUGGUCCUGGAUGGCGUACCGUGGGGGGAUUGACUACUUCAAGAUUCCUUUUGGCAGCAUUGAGUGGGAGUCUGAUAGCAUACGCUCCCUUUGGCAAUCGGUCAAUGUGCGCACGGCGAGCAACUGGGAGGACGAAGUCGCCGAGCUCGACGCCACGGCACAUGAGUUUAUCCAUGGGCAAGCAGUACUCGCCGAGGACUUCACAAUUGUCUACGACGUGACAGGCUUGACGGGAGGCGCUAUCCGAGACACUCUCUGCGUUGUCCUAGGCAAGGAGAAGCGAAAUUGUGCUGUGCGAGUCAAGAUUCACUAUGUCCUUCUUGUCGCCCCUACCGUUGGAGUUUCAGCCAGGACAGCAAAUGCAUACACGAGGGUUGGAGCGGGCCGCGUGCCUGGCAGGCUCAUCAACUUCGAGAAGCCCAGCUUGGACAUUAGGGUUCAGUAG
This is a messenger RNA of Chaetomium strumarium, 3918 nucleotides long. RefSeq lists its product as uncharacterized. The coding region runs from base 1 to 3918 and encodes 1305 amino acids. Gene Ontology annotation, biological process: protein phosphorylation. The record is from RefSeq and is a predicted model, not a curated record. The transcript is spliced from 8 exons. Lineage: Eukaryota; Fungi; Ascomycota; Sordariomycetes; Sordariales; Chaetomiaceae. Gene Ontology annotation, molecular function: protein kinase activity; ATP binding.